AAUACUUUUGCUAGAAAGUAUCUAUAGUGUUAAACGUUUGAUAAUUAUUAUUAUUUAAAACAAAACUUGUAAAAAUACAAAUAAUAUGAAUAUAAUUCUUAAAAACAGAGAUGUACUUUAUUGUAAUAUGUUUCGAAAGUUUGAUAACAAAGCUGUUUCUAUAUAGGUUAUACUUGAUCUUACAGUAGAUAAAACUUAACCCUUAACUGGUGACAGAGGAAUCUUAUCUCAAUUCCACUUAGUAUAAUAAACUUUCAAUGUAUAAUUAUGUUGCAAUAAUUGUACAAAGAAUGAAAUAUAAUAAGUUAAGAUUCAUGCUUCCACAGCCAUUUGAUUGUCAUUUCUUUUAAAUUGCUCUUUACAAUAUUAUAUUUAUAUUUUUACUCAUUUAUUCUGUAUAUUUGUUUGAAAAUAAUUUUUUUAAAAAUAUAUUUCGAUGAAAAUGUUGAGUCAUAUCGUUGUGGUGGAUAUUCCAUUUUAGUCCUUCCGUAUUAGUAUUCAUUAUUAUUUUAGGAAUUUAUAUUAAGUUAAUGCAGUAAAUAGAAAAAUAUCAUUUUAUCAAGAUGAUCUUAACAUUUUUCUACCUGAUAGCGACAUCAAUUCAGUCCAGAAGAAUUUUAUUUUUAAAAACACAUUUGUACAAAUUGUUUCAAGGAAAUACAAUCAAUUAUCCAUCAGUUAUGUUUUAUAACAAAGGAUCGUUAAAUUCUUGUAAAGAAUCAAAAUCGCGUGUAGAUGACUACGAGAACGAUGAAUUUAUGACUUCUAGUUUAUGUGAGAAUAAAAGUGAUGCUAAACUUGAAGAAUUAUUAUGGUAUCGUGGUGAUACAAGAUUGUGCACUAUAUACCCUCAACAAAAAGUUGACAUCUCAAGUUGGUUAACAUACCAGUAUGGAAAAACAUACUUUCCUUUGUAUGCAAAUAAUCACUGUGGAACUUUAUUCCAUUCCGAAUACAGACUUUAUAUUCUUGUUGAAGCUGAUCUUGAGAGUUAUAAACCCCUAGCAGCAACUAAAGCCACAAAGGUUGAAGAUUAUGGUAUAAUUAUUACAUGGACGGCUGAUAAAAAUAUUGAUUUAAUCAUAGAAUCUGAUUUAGAUAUGGUCGCGAAAUUUUUUAUUGCAGCGAUGGAAGGUCAAUGUUACAUUAAUAAUGGCCUGUUACUAAAACGUAUAGAAACUGUCUUGAUAUCAGGAAAACCUUGCCUUUACAAUAACGACUUAUUGAAUUCGCCUCCAACUAAAAAAUUUAUAGAUAAAGCAGAAUGGGAAAUGCACAUAGAAAAACUAAGAUCGUUAAGCAGUACUGCCAGAAUAGCUAGAGAAGAAUGCAAACCAGUUGAAGUUAAUGAAUUGCCAGCUGUAGUAGUGUAUCCAGAAGAUAUAUCGAGCAUGCCAGGAACACACUUUAAGUCACAAGCAGUUUCAACUGAAACUCUAGAUGGUACAACUAGAAGUCAAGCUUCAACACCGUCUUCUACAAAAACAUCUCAACAAGGAAGUGAGAUGUUUUCAAGUGCGAUGCUAGAUUCUACUGAUGAUUUCACUGUAUUUCAAGGCGUAUCACGAUCUGGCAGCAAAUCGCUUGAUAUGCUUGAUAACUUGGAAGAAACAUCUCAGAAUACACAGUUUAGACAAGUCUCUUGCAUUGAUAUUAAAGAUAUGAGUAAACUGAAACCAAAAACGUUUUACGAUGCUAAGGAUAGUAAUGUAGCAUCAUCUACAACUAGUUUUAAGAGUUCAAUUGCAGAAAUAACAACACAAUUAUCGAGUAAAAACGUAAAACCACCGAAUGUUCUGAUAUAUGCUGACAGCAUUAUUGCACGUAAUAACGUAAGGGAUGUAUUAGAAGAAUCCCUUGGCACAGAUAAGUAUGCUAUUUACACGUUGACUUCAGAUGAAGCACAUAGUGACGCGUGGAUAGAAAAUGCAGCGUUAGUUGUUGUUUGUGGAAAUGUUGGCAAUGAGAUUGGAAGUCAGAUUAUUGAAUAUAUUCUUCGUGGUGGUAAACUUCUCGCUUUAUGCUCUGAUAUAAUUCACAUUUUGCUUCCAUCAUUUAAAACGGCAGAAGUACGUGAAAAUGAACUGGUUCACUUUUCUUAUGGAAAAUGGAAGCAUGUUCGCAUGAUGCAUCAUAUCUUUUGUUAUCAAGCAUCUCCUGUAAGGACUAGGUUUUCUCAGGAGAACGAGGAUGUCAAAGUGUCUAGUGUGUCUCCUCCAACAUCUGCAAAUGUGAAAGAUAAAAAAGGAAAUUCACAUUCGUUUGAAGUGAAAGUGUUGGGAACAGAGGAAACAUGGCAUACGCCAAGCAUUUUAUUAGCAACACUUUCGAGAAGCAGUGGUAAAGUUGUUUUUUCUCAAAUACAUCUGGAAGUCGAUCCAAUGCAAUAUGAACUUGAGGAAAGCAAAUAUAGUGCUUUGAAAGAAAGUAAUGCUAUCAGGUUGGAAAUAUUUAAGGACCUUUUAAAUAUACAUCUUGGAAUAGAACUUCGUAGUGCUUCAAAAAUAUCUGUCACUUACACACCAGCUUUCUUUUUGGGACGAUAUGAGUUAAAGUUGGAAAUGUUAGAAAGAUUAAAGCAUAUUAUGAAGUCGGAUGAUACUUUAAAAAUUUCAAAAUUAGAAGUUCAGUUUUGUCGAAGCAGUACUGUUCCUCGCUCAGCAUCAUCUUCAUUCCUUCCUAUAAUGGUACAUCAAUGUCCAGAUAAUUUCUCAACUGUAGAAUAUUUUGAGAAUUUAAAUACAAAAGAUUUAGGUCGUUUAGUAAUAUAUGCAGAUGUAAUGUCAUCAUCAAUGAAUGUAUUUAAUGGUCAUCAGUUACAACAUGGUUUAGCUGUUAUUGUUCGUCAACAAACUGAGGGGCGAGGAAGAGGAAAAAAUGCAUGGUUGAGUCCAAAAGGAUGUGCGAUGUUUUCUGUGCAACUCCACAUACCUGCUAGUACAAUACUUGGAAAUCGUAUUUCAAUUUUGCAACACUUGGUCUCUGUUGCGGUUGUGUCUGCUAUUAAAUCUUUGCCUGAAUACGAGGAGAUAGAUCUCAGAUUAAAAUGGCCUAAUGAUAUUUAUGUUGGUAAUGAUAUUAAAAUUGGAGGUAUGCUUAUAAGCACACACGUAAUGUCAAGUCUUCAUAUUUGUAAUGUCGGAGUUGGAGUGAAUUUAUUUAAUGAAAAACCUACAUGUUGCAUUAAUGACAUAGUUAAUAUGUUCAAUGAAAAGUAUAAGAAAAAGCUGAAACCAAUAUCAUAUGAACUAUAUUUUGCCAUUGUAUUUAACGCAAUGGAAAAGUGGUUGAACACUGUACAAAAGGGUGAUAUUGAUCUCUUCUUGGAUGCUUAUUAUACAUAUUGGAUGCACACUGAUGCGGAUGUGACAGUGGUAUCUACAUCGGGUGCAUCGCAAAAUGUUAGAAUAUUAGGUAUAGAUGAGUUUGGAUAUUUACGUGUACGAUCAGAGGAUGGCAGUAUAUUUACUGUACAUCCUGAUGGUAACAGUUUUGAUUGUCUCAAAGGUCUCAUAGUCCCUAAGUAAAAUUAGAAUCUCCUAGAGUUACAACUUUGUUGAAGAUGUUCAAAUAAUUAAUUGUAUAUUGUUGUUCUUUUUUAUUUUUAUACGUCGUGUGCAUGUAUGUUAAAUUAUUAUAAGCUACAUUGUAAUCAAACGGUAGUUGUUCAAAAUGCUACUAUAGUUACUUAUUUAUUAUCAGUUGCCUAUAUAUAAAAACUAUGUUUGUUCGAAUUGACAUGUUGUUACACAGUUUGAUGUAAUAUUUUAUUUAAAAGAGAAAUAAUAAAGCACUUUGUUAAGCAAUAAAAAACAACAAAAGUA
Messenger RNA from Osmia bicornis bicornis, 3824 nucleotides. It is a transcript of the gene Hcs, whose product is annotated as biotin--protein ligase. Gene Ontology annotation, cellular component: cytoplasm. Gene Ontology annotation, molecular function: biotin--[biotin carboxyl-carrier protein] ligase activity. The transcript has 17 exons. The record is from RefSeq and is a predicted model, not a curated record. Bases 564 to 3527 code for a protein of 987 amino acids. Gene Ontology annotation, biological process: protein modification process. Lineage: Eukaryota; Metazoa; Arthropoda; Insecta; Hymenoptera; Megachilidae.